GUGGAGUAGGUACGGUCAGUUAGCUUUCCGAACAAAAUUAUCCUAGUGCGUGCAGUGCGAACGACACUCGCGGGCAGGGAACCACCGACGGGCGAUACGAUGGCGGCCGCAGGUGAUGGGAGCAGGAGGAAGACGGCGUGCGUCACCGGAGGGAACGGGUACAUCGCGUCGGCGCUCGUGAAGAUGCUGCUGGAGAAGGGAUACGCCGUGAAGACGACCGUCAGAAACCCAGAUGACAUGGAGAAGAACUCCCACCUAAAGGAUCUUCAAGCGCUGGGCCCGUUGGAGGUGUUCCGCGCCGACCUGCAAGAAGAGGGCAGCUUCGACGACGCCGUUACUGGCUGCGACUAUGUCUUCCUCGUCGCCGCUCCGGUGAACCUCAAAACAGAGAACCCCGAGAAAGACAUGGUGGAGUCUGCCGUCGGAGGAACUCUGAACGUGAUGAGAUCUUGCGUGCGAUCCAACAGCAAGCUGCGACGGGCUGAUCGCUGCAGCUCACGUACUCGGUCGAUCUAUCUUACGGAGUAG
Molecule: messenger RNA, 528 nt
Organism: Lolium rigidum
Lineage: Eukaryota; Viridiplantae; Streptophyta; Magnoliopsida; Poales; Poaceae
Product: anthocyanidin reductase ((2S)-flavan-3-ol-forming)-like
Exons: 3
Coding region: 100-528 (142 amino acids)
Molecular function (GO): oxidoreductase activity, acting on the CH-OH group of donors, NAD or NADP as acceptor
Source: RefSeq, a predicted model, not a curated record